Sardina pilchardus (European sardine) is the source of this 1616-nucleotide messenger RNA. RefSeq names its product PRP18 pre-mRNA processing factor 18 homolog (yeast) (gene prpf18). Gene Ontology annotation, biological process: RNA splicing; generation of catalytic spliceosome for second transesterification step. NCBI's taxonomy places the organism in Eukaryota, Metazoa, Chordata, Actinopteri, Clupeiformes, Clupeidae. Gene Ontology annotation, cellular component: U2-type post-spliceosomal complex; U4/U6 x U5 tri-snRNP complex; U5 snRNP. The coding region runs from base 70 to 1125 and encodes 351 amino acids. The record is from RefSeq and is a predicted model, not a curated record. The transcript is spliced from 11 exons.
CAGAAGAAGACUCCAAGCUGGUAGCUAACAGAUUAUUGUGAAUCAACAAUCAAGUUUUCAGUAUUGAAUAUGGAUAUCCUUAAAGCCGAAAUCGCAAGGAAGAGGAAGGUGAUGGAAGAGAAACACCUUGUAGAUGAUUCCAAAAAAUACUUCAAGCGAGCUGAUCUUGCACGGAAGGAGGAGGAAGAGUAUUACAAAAGAUGUGGUUACAAGGUUGCUAUUGAAAAGCCCGCGGGACAGCCAGAGGAGAAAAAGGAAGAGGCGAAGCCAUCCAGUUCAACCAAUCCCGUGCUCGAGCUGGAGCUGACGGAGGAGAAACUUCCGAUGUCCCUCUCUCGACAGGAGGUGAUCCGCCGGCUUCGGGAGCGUGGAGAGCCUGUCCGGCUGUUUGGCGAGUCCGACUAUGAAGCCUUCCAGAGGCUGAGGAAAAUUGAGAUCCUCGCACCAGAAGUCAACAAGGGCUUGAGGAAUGACCUGAAGGCUGCCAUGGACAAGAUUGACCAGCAGUACCUCAAUGAGGUUGUGGGAGGACAAGAGGCCGGUGAGGUCGACACACAGCACGACCUGAAAGUGCACGAAGAGAACACCACCAUAGAGGAACUGCAGGCAUUGGGAGAGUCCUUGGGCACUGGAGAUGACAAUGGUGACCAGGACGUCAUUCACAAAGUCUUGAGGUUCUUGUUAGGUGUGUGGGCUAAGGACCUGAAUUCAAGAGAGGAUCAUGUCAAGCGAAGUGUCCAGGGCAAGCUGGCCAGUGCUACUCAGUCACAGACGGAAUCUUACCUCAAGCCCCUCUUCAGGAAGCUGCGCAAGAAGACUUUGCCCGCAGACAUCAAAGAGUCCAUCACAGACAUUAUCAAGUUCAUGCUGCAGAGAGAAUAUGUGAAGGCCAAUGAUGCCUACCUACAGAUGGCCAUUGGCAACGCCCCCUGGCCCAUCGGAGUGACCAUGGUGGGCAUCCACGCCCGUACGGGACGAGAGAAGAUCUUCUCCAAACACGUGGCACACGUGCUGAACGACGAGACCCAGCGCAAGUACAUCCAGGGAAUGAAGAGGUUGAUGACCAUCUGCCAGAAGCAUUUCUCCACAGACCCCUCUAAGUGUGUGGAGUACAAGGCCCUCUGAUUUUCUACGGAGAUGAUGUCCUUUGUGUGUGUGUGUGUUUGUGUACACACACAAUAAACACUCACACAUUUGUCCAUGUGUAAAUAGAGGAGGACAUGUCAUUCUUCAAGUUAUUUUUACACAAAUGUCCCAACACUGCUUCAUCAUGCAUUGUCAGUGUGAUAAUAUUUUCAGUGUCACAAACGGCAAUGGGCUACAGCUAUGUGUGUCGACUGGCUGUGUGUGCGUGCAUGCGUGUGUGUGUGUGUGCGUGCGUGCGUGCGUGUGUGUGUGCGCAUGCGAGAGAGGAAAGAAAAGCAAAGCAGAAUUGUUUUUUUGGGGCUGAUGAGGGACGAGGUGCCUAAGUUUUAUUAUGCAGAUCUCUCCAGACCAGUGUGGAGUGGUGGGUGGAAAUGGCCUAUUUUAGAGCGGCGUCUAUUUUAGGACCCAAACUGUCUUUGACCAUCGUGUUCACCUGUAUUUUUGUGUUUUAAUUAAACAUUCUCAACCAA